UGGGAGGGCAGAGGAUAGGGUGUGGAAAAAAAACGGGGAUUUCCUCAGACGGUACUUUGACUUUUAUCAGGAGUGUGGAGUCCUUAUCUGUUAGUCUGCUUUAUAAAUGUGUAAGGCUCUGUACAUCUGUACUCUGGUUGAUUAUAUCUCUCCACCAAUCUCAAGGACUUUUCAAAGUUCUCAGCAUCCUGUCCGCCUGACUCUGUAUGGAAAUGUAUCCACAAACCCCGUUCCCUUUGGCAUGCCUUAUUUUUAAGUAUUAUUGGCUGCACAAUUGUUAGUGUUUCAUUAGCGUAAAUUAACCGCUGAGUUAAUUAUCAGGAGGCUGCGUGGGAUCUGCGCUCACUGUUUCUUUAAAGUCGUGCAGAGGGGAGCCCACGAUAAAGAAAGGAGGGGGCAGCUGUGCGCCAGUUCGAGGUGUCUGCCUGUCGCAGCGCCUUGGGGUUGACAUUAAGAAGAAGAGCGGGUCCAUGCUUCAUCUGGGAGGAUCGUCGCGAAGCGGAAGGCGCUGGAGCACAAGCCGAUCGGGGGAGGUGCACGUCGGUGCGGGAAUACAUGGAUGGACAGAGAAAUACUGCAAUCGGAAUUAAGUUGUCAGCCGGUGCGAGAAACAUCAACAUAUAAUGGGGAAUACAGCGCCAAAGCCAUUAAUAGAUGCUACUUUGCAACCCCGCCCGGUGGCUAGCAGGCAGUACUACACGCUGCCCAACAAUGGGUCAGGUGUGGAGAGAAGAACAUCUGCCCCGCCUGUCAACAUCAACCUGGAGUCGCUGCGCUUUAACCCGCAUGCCAGGGGGAAGAACAUCAGGCUGGAUGGGCAGCUUCGAAGAGCGACUCGCAAGAACAGCUUCUGCAAUGGCAUCACGUUCAGCCACCGCCCCGUCCACCUCUAUGAAAAGGUCCGUCUUCGCCUAACCGGUGUGCACACUGGCUGGAGUGGAGCACUGCGCUUUGGUUUCACCAGUCUGGAUCCAAGUGAGCUAGAGGCCACUGACAUCCCCAAGUAUGCGUGCCCAGAUCUGGUGACGCGGCCCGGUUACUGGGCCAAGGCCUUGCCUGAGAGACUGGCCAUAAAGGACAACAUGCUAUCGUUCUGGGCUGAUCGCCACGGGAGGGUUUUCUACAGCAUUAAUGAUGGAGAGCCCAUCCUCUUCCACUGUGGGCUCAGCAUUGGCUGCCCACUCUGGGCAAUCAUCGACAUCUACGGCAUCACUCAGGAGGUCACACUGCUUGACAGCACAUUUGCUGAGAGCGUGGGGUCCAGCUGCCUGAGCGCUGCCCGUCUGAGUGCCUAUCUUCCCCAGAGCAGCCACGACUCGGCCAAUUACAGCAACAAUCAGCUGGAGAACAACCAGGCGGCUGCUGCCAAAAUGGCCAACCUCCAGCUCAACAACUACUCUCAGCUCAUCCACUACUGCUCAUCCUCUUCUUCCUCCUCCACGCCGUCCUCGACCGUCUCCUCUGCGUUUCCGAGGGGCGUCCGGGGUCUGCCGUCCCUGCUGGACAAUGACUUGCACUUUCACCUGAUCCGUGGAUCUGAUGUGAUACUCUCCGCAGACCGUUUGGCCGCCUGUAUCCAUUUUCUGGACAGCAGCCGGACUCUGGUGUUCAGCGACCGGCCGCUCCAUGUGGGAGAGACUUUGUAUGUGGAGGUGGGCCACCUGGGUCUGCCUUACUUUGGGUCGAUGUCAUUCGGUUUAACAUCCUGCGACCCAGCUUGUCUGCACUCUGGAGACCUGCCGGCUGACCCUGAGGUGCUCCUGGACCGGAAGGAAUAUUGGGUGUUGCACCGCGGCUUCCCCAUGCCUUGCUCUGGAGACGUGCUCAGCUUCAGUCUGCUGCCCAGCGGAGAGGUGCACCACGGGGUGAACGGAGUGGGACGGGGCCGGCUGCUCUGUGUAGACUCCUCUCAGGUCCUGUGGGCCUUUUUCACACUGCAUGGAGCUGUGAACAGACUCAGGAUACUCGGAACACUGCAGUCCAGUCCUCCCUGCACAUCCCCCACAACUUCUCAGAGCAGCAGCCCAGAUGACAGUGACUCAGACCUGGCUUUCAGCGUCAACAGAUCCUCCUCUGCCUCAGAAUCCUCUCUGGUGACUGCUCCCAGCUCCCCGCUUAGCCCCCCUACAUCCCCCUCCCUGUCUGCCUCUGAGCUGCCCCCUGCUGGGAAGAACGGAGAGUGCACCAUUUGCUUCGACCAGGAGGUGGACGCGGUCAUCUACACCUGCGGACACAUGUGCCUGUGCAACGACUGCGGGCAGAAGCUGAAGAGACAAAUCAAUGCCUGCUGCCCGAUAUGCAGGAGGCCCAUCAAAGAUGUAAUCAAAACGUAUCGGCCGUGAUGGCGGCUCCGCUUUGUGAGCAGGUGCUUCGUGCGUCUCUACCACCUGUUGACUCCUCUCAGGCUUCGCUGGACCACAAUCCUGACCUUAAACCAGAAACUGACCGCAUCAGAACAUCACUGUGCCUCUUAGAUUUCCCUUACAUGUGGCUGAAUGCAGUCUGGAGACAGAGCUAAGAUGGACUAAUAACCAGACUCGAUGUUUGACUACCUUUACUUCCGUCAAGAUAUGAUGAGACGUGUGCUCCGUUUUAUGUUUUCCACAUCAUCUCACCUGUGUUGUUGAAGCAGAGAGGCUUGCUGUGACUUUCUUGUCCUUAUUGUUGACAUUCUAGGUAUGUAGAAGUCCUUUACAAAAAAAAAAGAAAACAUAGACAUUGAACACAUUUUGUUAUGUAACUACAAACUUCAAUCCAUUUAGUUUGGAUUUUCUGUGACAAAAAUCAACCCGAACUGGUACAUUAUUGUGACGUGAAGGACAAAAAAAAACAACUGAAAAGUGUGGCGUGCCAUUGUAGAACCACACUAGAUUUUCUGUUACAACUUAACUUUUAGAGCACAUCGCUACGGACUUUGGACAUCUAGAGAAGAACAUUUCUUAUUUUGUAAAAUAGCCCAAACAUUGGUAAACAUCCACUCUCAAACCUGAUUUUAGAUCUAGACUUCAGCUGAAUCACUCUAACAAAUUUUAAUCUCAACAAUUUGCUUUCUAGCACCAGUUGGGUGUUUAGGGUUGUUGCCUGCUGAAAGGUGUUCCUCUUCCUCUCGCCAUUUCUUAGCCCCAUCCAUCUAUCGAUGAACUCUAAAGCUGCAACUCUACAGCUUCCCUGUCUCUGCUGAAGAAAAGGAUCCACAGCCAUGUUUCACUCUGUGAGUGCUGUUUUCUGGAUUGAACUAAAAAUGUAACACUACAACAACUACAUAGUUGUUGCAGUGUUACAUAUCCAUCCCAAAUAGAGUUUUGUAUGUGGACCAAAAAUUUCAGUUUUGGUCUCAUCUGAUCAAAGCAGCUUCUUCCACAUUUUUCCUCUACAUGGCAUGUGGUAAAAUAUAUAUAAAAAGACUUCUUACGACUUUCUCUCAGCAAUGGUUUUCUUUUUGCUACUCUUCCAUAAAGGUAAUACUUGCAAAGUGCAGGAGUAAUCAUUUUCUUGCAAACAGAUUAAUGUUCUCAAACAAACCUUCGAAGAACAAUUAGACUAAGACUGGGGAUAAAAUUCACAUGGUAAAUAGUAGAAAUGCAUGUCACUUUUUUUUUUUUUAAAUGUUUUCUGUAAAGAUUUUGUAUACCAUGCAUCCUUUACUUUGUCCUUAAUGGUUUUGUGUCAGCCCAGCACACAAAUUCACACCGAAACACAUUUUCAGUGUUUGGUUAUAACGUGACAAAAUGUGAAAAUGUUUAAGACGUAUGAAUACUUUUGCAAGGCGCUGUAUAUGUCAACCAAGAGAACCUGUGGACCAUUGACUUCGAGUGCCUUAGAUUGUUGUUAUGAUAUCGCUAAAAGCAAAAAUAUAUAUAUAUGAAAUCCCUAGCCAUAUUUUCCGAAUACGCCCUCCCUUGAGGCACACAGAAUGUAUGCAACGAGAGUAAAGGCAGGUUAGAGAGAAGGUUGUGACUGGAUGUAAGGGAAAUGCCAUGCUCUAAAGAAAAAUGGAAGUUUGCUUGAGGAAAAAAAAGGAAAAAUCUGGUUUUGCACUCUGAGAGACUGACAAUAUUGUCUAAAUACAUUUUAUCUAGUUUUAUUUCAUAAAGACUAAUUUAAAUGAUAUUUUUGAAAAGCACAAUUAUAAUUUAACACUAACAUACCCUUGCUGUUACGCGAUGCUCCUGAGUAAAUCAACUUAGAGUGUGCACAGUAAUUUAAAUGAUAUUAAAUGUAGAAGUACACACUAGAAAUAGAUGUUUGCUGUUUAUUAGGGAAAAUAUCGCCACUAGUUUUUACACUAUAAUCUAUAUAGAACAUGGUAUGUUGUAUAGAACUCAUGAGAAUCAUGACAGUAUUUUUUUUUUUGAAUAAUGAAGCUUUGCUGAUUUAUACUUUCUUGUAAAAUGAGCCAUCUUUUUUUCUUUACAGCAUUUUAAUAAAAUAUCUAUUGGAAAGUGAACAAAUCUUAAGAAACACAUGUUGCAGUUUGUUUUGUUAAUAUGUGAUGUUUUGGGGGGGUUUUCCCCUGAGGAUCAUUUAAAUUUUUUGACAUUUCAGGAAAGAAAAUUAAGUUGCAAAGGAGGAAAUGAUUUUGUUUUCAUGUGAAGCAUGAUACUGAAACGUUAAGUGUCAUUAUUUCAUGGAGAAACCUUUUCACUGCAAUGCUGUUAAUUUGAACAUCUCUUCAUCCUCAGUUUCAAUCACAAGGUUUUGGUUUUGGAUCAGAAACUUUUCUUAUUCAUAUUUCAUAAAGACUACUUAAUAAUGUUAUUAAAUGGAGCCACAGCCAUUUACGUAUGUUACGACAAACCUCAAACACACUGCUUAUUUGUAUGAAAAGACCCUGUUCUUGUUCUCCUUGUGCCAUAUUCUAAGUUUUGCUGUGUUAUUAGGGUCUUUAUUAAUAAUCAUCGAGUUCAUCUCUGCGGUUCUGGACCUUUUCAACCACCACAAACCAUCAUCACUGAAUAAAAACAUUUGACACGUC
Molecule: messenger RNA, 4975 nt
Organism: Xiphophorus couchianus (Monterrey platyfish)
Lineage: Eukaryota; Metazoa; Chordata; Actinopteri; Cyprinodontiformes; Poeciliidae
Gene: neurl1b
Product: neuralized E3 ubiquitin protein ligase 1B
Exons: 6
Coding region: 624-2342 (572 amino acids)
Biological process (GO): ubiquitin-dependent endocytosis
Cellular component (GO): early endosome
Molecular function (GO): ubiquitin protein ligase activity
Source: RefSeq, a predicted model, not a curated record